This is a messenger RNA of Aspergillus terreus NIH2624, 1527 nucleotides long. RefSeq names its product UDP-glucose 6-dehydrogenase. Bases 1 to 1527 code for a protein of 508 amino acids. Gene Ontology annotation, biological process: glycosaminoglycan biosynthetic process; polysaccharide biosynthetic process. Gene Ontology annotation, molecular function: NAD binding; UDP-glucose 6-dehydrogenase activity. The record is from RefSeq and is a predicted model, not a curated record. Gene Ontology annotation, cellular component: nucleus; cytosol. The transcript has 3 exons. NCBI's taxonomy places the organism in Eukaryota, Fungi, Ascomycota, Eurotiomycetes, Eurotiales, Aspergillaceae.
AUGAUCCGGAAAAUCACUUGUAUUGGGGCCGGAUUUGUCGGUGGUCCAUUGGGCGCCGUGCUUGCCUUCCAAUGCCCAGAGAUUACAGUUACCGUUGUUGACAAAAAUCCGGCCAGAAUUGAGUCAUGGAACUCAGAUGAUUUGCCAAUGUACGAGCCUGGCCUCAGUGAACUUAUAGCUCAAGUACGACAACGGAAAGAUACCUGCAACCUCACGUUUUCUUGUGACGUCAGAAAAGCGAUUGGGGAUGCAGAUUUCAUCAUGCUAUGCAUAGAUACGCCGACUAAAUCUCACGGAACCGGAAGAGGCAUGGCUUUGGAUUUAGCUCACGUCCAAGAGGCUGUACGCACGAUUGCCGAAGUAGCCACAACAGAUAAGGUCAUUGUUGAGAAAUCAACGGUGCCUGGAGGUACUGCAUCAACGAUACAGGACUUGCUUGAGUCAACGUCCAGGGAAAGACCAGUUUUUGAAGUCCUCUCUAACCCCGAAUUCCUUUCAGAAGGUAGCGCAGUGGCCGAUCUUACACGUCCUCCACGGGUGAUAAUCGGAUGCCAGCAGACGAAGUCAAGUCGACAAGCGGCAGAGAAAUUAGCUGCCCUAUAUAAAAGAUGGGUUCCGCGCGAGCUCAUUAUUACUAUGGAUCAAUGGUCGGCCGAGCUUUCCAAGUUGGCAUCCAAUGCACUGCUGGCACAACGAAUCAGCAGCAUCAACUCAUUGAGCGCGAUUUGUGAGGCAGUGGGCGCCGACAUCAAUUCCGUUGCAGAGGGGGUGGGAGCCGAUCCUCGUAUCGGCAAUAAAAUGCUGCAGAGUGGACUAGGGUGGGGUGGAAGUUGCUUCCCCAAGGAUGUAGCGGCCUUGGUGUAUCUCGCGCGAAGCCUGGGGCUCGACUCUGUCGCAAAUUAUUGGGCUGCCGUUUUAGAUAUGAACCGAGCCCAGCAGAGCCGAUUUGCCCACCGUAUUCUCAGUUGUAUGCAUGGCUGCGUCAACGGGAAGUCAAUUGCCAUUCUCGGUUUUGCAUUCAAGCCGAAUACGUCGGACACCAAGAAUUCUCCGUCCAAGAAUCUGGCCUGUCAGCUAUUGAGAGAGGGUGCGACAAUCUGUGUAUAUGACCCAAUGGUCUCUGAAGACCAGAUUUACAAAGACGUAAAUCCAUCGGAAGAGGAGUCCAAACGAUUACGAAUUUUUUCCACUGCCGGAGAGGCGUGUGCUGGUGUCGAAGCCAUCGUGGUGGCCACCGCCUGGCACCAAUUCAUGACUCCGGAUGGUUGCGAAGCGCCGUACAAGGCUAAUGGGGAGGUCUGCACGAAUGACUUACACAUCAACGAUAUUCAAAGCGAUGGUGUCUAUCCAGAAGUUGGGAAGGAGCGUAUUAAUUGGCCUUCUAUCGUGGAGAAUAUGGUUCGACCUGCGUUUAUAUUUGAUGGAAGAAACUUCCUUAGUGCUCAAUAUUUGGAAAGCCUCGGCUGUCGUUAUGUGGGUAUUGGUCGCUUGUCAAAAUGGGACAGAGACCAUCGCUUUUUGCGUUAA